AGUUUCUCGGCUCGGACAAUGCUACUACGCUUGUAGAGAAGAGAAUAGAGAGCGCAAUAAACAGAGGUAAAUAAAUAUCAUACAAUGCCCUCCUCUUCUUCUUGAUCACACCUCCUUUAUUUCUUCUAUUUCAUGUCUCUCCCCACCAAACGCUCAGCCACAUCCACCACCUCCAACAACAACAACUCUUCUUCUUCUUCUUCUUCUUCUUCCAAUACCAACCCCAACCCCACAUCUCCUCCUCCCUUCUCCGCCAUGAAAAAGGCCAAAUCCCAAGCCGCAGCUCUCGACCCCAAAAACGGUCUCCACCACCAAGACUUCAACAACAGCAACAACAACAACAGCGAUGUCGUUUUCGACCCCUCUUCCAUGUCCGUCGACGACGAUUUCAAGCCCCACGACUCCUCCGCCCCUUCCCCUUCGCCAGCUCCGCCUCGCGCCGUCGCCGCCAAUUUGUCCAGAAAGAAAGCCCAGCCGCCUCAGCCCCCUAAGAAGCUUGUCAUCAAGCUCCUCAAAGCGAAACCAACACUGCCUGCAAAUUUUGAAGAGGAUACGUGGGCAAAGCUGAAAUCUGCUAUAUCUGCUAUAUUUUUAAAGCAACCCGAUCCUAUUGACUCAGAGAUACUUUAUCAGGCUGUUAAUGACCUUUGUCUACACAAAUUGGGGGGAAAUCUUUAUCAACGGAUUGAGAAGGAGUGUGAAGCGCACAUCUCUGAAGCAUUGCAAUCCUUGUUUGGCCAAAGCCCAGAUUUGGUGGUUUUUCUGUCACUUGUUGAGAGAUGCUGGCAGGAUCUUUGUGACCAAAUGUUGUUGAUUCGUGGUAUAGCCUUGUAUCUAGAUAGAACAUAUGUAAAGCAAACACCUAAUGUGCGAUCAUUGUGGGACAUGGGAUUGCAGCUUUUCCGCAAACAUCUUUCAUUAUCUCCAGAAGUUGAGCACAAAACUGUCACAGGCCUUUUAAGAAUGAUUCAGAGCGAAAGAUUAGGUGAAGCAGUGGAUAGGACUCUCCUUAACCAUCUCUUGAAGAUGUUUACUGCAUUAGGAAUUUACGCAGAAAGCUUUGAAAAGCCAUUUCUUGAGUGCACGUCUGAGUUUUAUGCUGCUGAAGGCAUGAAAUUCAUGCAGCAAUCAGAUGUUCCAGAUUAUCUGAAGCAUGUAGAGACAAGGUUGCAUGAGGAACAUGAAAGAUGUGUACUCUACCUGGAUGCUUGUACAAGAAAACCACUAAUAGCAACUGCAGAAAAGCAACUCCUUGAACGCCACAUAUCUGCCAUUCUUGAUAAGGGUUUCAUGAUGCUAAUGGAUGGGCACCGUAUUGAGGACCUUCAGAGGAUGUAUUCACUGUUUUCAAGGGUCAAUGCGCUUGAAUCACUAAGGCAAGCGCUUAGCUCAUACAUCCGCAGAACUGGGCAGGGCAUUGUCAUGGAUGAAGAGAAAGACAAAGAUAUGGUUUCAUCCCUUUUAGAAUUUAAGGCUUCGCUUGAUACAAUAUGGGAAGAAAGCUAUUCCAAGAAUGAUGCAUUUUGCAACACCAUUAAGGAUGCAUUUGAGCAUCUCAUCAAUCUUCGUCAGAACCGACCUGCUGAGCUGAUUGCAAAAUUUCUGGAUGAAAAGCUUCGUGCUGGGAAUAAGGGUACUUCCGAGGAAGAAUUGGAGGGUACUCUUGAUAAAGUUUUGGUUUUAUUCAGGUUUAUUCAGGGCAAGGAUGUGUUUGAAGCAUUUUAUAAGAAGGAUCUUGCAAAAAGGCUGCUUUUGGGAAAGAGCGCUUCCAUUGAUGCAGAGAAAUCGAUGAUCUCUAAGCUAAAGACAGAGUGUGGCAGCCAAUUUACAAACAAACUUGAAGGAAUGUUCAAAGACAUUGAAUUAUCAAAAGAAAUAAAUGAAUCCUUCAAACAAUCAUCCCAGGCCAGGACAAAACUCCCAUCUGGGAUUGAGUUGAGUGUACAUGUUUUAACAACAGGGUACUGGCCAACAUAUCCGCCCAUGGAUGUUAGACUUCCUCAUGAAUUGAAUGUCUACCAGGACAUUUUCAAGGAGUUCUACUUGAGCAAGUACAGUGGGAGGCGCUUAAUGUGGCAAAAUUCGCUAGGUCAUUGUGUGUUAAAAGCUGAAUUUCCUAAAGGUAAAAAGGAGCUGGCAGUUUCUCUGUUUCAGACUGUUGUUUUGAUGCUCUUUAAUGAUGCUGAGAGGCUAAGCUUUCAAGAUAUUAAGGACUCCACUGGAAUUGAAGAUAAGGAACUAAGGAGGACUUUGCAGUCCCUUGCAUGUGGAAAAGUUCGAGUCCUACAAAAGAUGCCCAAGGGUAGGGACGUAGAGGAUGAUGAUUCAUUUGUGUUCAACGAUGUAUUUACUGCUCCUCUUUACCGUAUAAAGGUAAAUGCAAUACAGAUGAAGGAAACAGUAGAGGAGAAUACAAGCACCACUGAACGAGUUUUUCAGGACCGUCAAUAUCAGGUUGAUGCUGCUAUUGUACGAAUAAUGAAGACUAGAAAAGUGCUCAGUCACACACUUCUGAUAACCGAACUCUUCCAACAGCUCAAAUUUCCAAUAAAGCCAGCUGAUUUGAAGAAACGGAUUGAAAGCCUUAUCGACAGGGAGUAUCUAGAGCGUGACAAGAACAACCCGCAGAUAUACAAUUACUUGGCAUAAUCAAUCUUUUUUAAUCUAUUUGUAAAUGACAAGUGCGGCUUCAGCCUUCAACAAGAAGGAAGACUGCCCCUUUGUCUAUCUGUACAGUAGUUUGUAGCUUUCAUUUUUGUUGUGUUUAACACUAUAAUUGUAAAGCAUAUUUAGUUGCUGUUUUGAAAUUCUCUUCCGUCGGAGGACUUGGUAUUCUUGAUAAUAAUCGGCACUUUUUGGCAA
Messenger RNA from Quercus robur (English oak), 2862 nucleotides. Its product is annotated as cullin-4. The transcript has 17 exons. Bases 133 to 2649 code for a protein of 838 amino acids. Gene Ontology annotation, cellular component: cullin-RING ubiquitin ligase complex. Gene Ontology annotation, biological process: protein ubiquitination; ubiquitin-dependent protein catabolic process. Lineage: Eukaryota; Viridiplantae; Streptophyta; Magnoliopsida; Fagales; Fagaceae. The record is from RefSeq and is a predicted model, not a curated record. Gene Ontology annotation, molecular function: ubiquitin protein ligase binding.